UGCGGCCGUGUCUGUAUUCGAAAUUAUUCAAAUAAGAAAAUCGUUUUGCUGUCGUUGUCGUCGUCGUCGUCGUCGCCGCCGACAUCCUUUUUAUAGUAUACAUAUACACUACAUCGCAAAAAUACGAAAACAAAGAACAACACGCCAAAAAUCUCGAAUCGUUUGAAACUCGUUUCGCGUUCUGCACUCUUCGCUGGUGCUUCGCUUUGCCUCAUCCAAUCCACAAAUGUUCAUCAACGAUGGCCACAUUGGGCCUGUCAAAAGUCUUCAUACUGGAUAAAUACUUCACGGAAUUGCAAAAAUUUUGGGAGACGGAGAAAAAGUUGCAGGAUGCUUCAUCAUCCAAUGAGGCCGUGCAUCUGCAACAGCGGCUCAAGAGUCUAAGUACUGAGCUGGUCACACUCCGCAAUCGCUUGCACGUCGGCGCACGUGCUCCGAGCAACGGUACACAGCAGCAUUCAGCUGGGAGCCGGAGUGGGGGGAGUUCCGGGCCCAAGGCAACUAAUUUUGAUCUUCAUGCGUCCAGCCCGAAUCUUAAUCUAAGCACAGCAGGAGCGGGCCUGUCCGGCAAUGCGCUCCAACAACACGUUAACGGGAAUGGACAGCAUUCACUGGCUAAGCACAACUUUUGCCAAACACUGCCGCCGAACUCCAGCCUUAACACCGUGGUGUCGGCCCGCAAUACAUCCAUACCGCACCCCUUGCCGCAUCAGAUUAACGAGAAGUCCUCACUGGGGCAUAGCAAUGGGAAUUUGCUGAGUCUAGGCGCAGGCGCCACUGCAACAUUGCCACAUGCCAGCAGCGGAGGUGGUCUGGCCUCCACACUGUCGCACAAUUCCAAUACCCUGCCAAAUCGCACGGCGGUGACGUCGGCAACGACAGCGGCAGGAUCACAAAAUAAUCAACAGUUGCCAUUUAUACCCGUGCCAAAGCACGUGAAUCCUUGCCACAGCGUGAAGACGUUGCCAUUUGGUUUUGGUGCCAUCCGACUGAAUCAUAACAAUGGCGUCAAAAUGCAGCAGAGAAGUCCGACCAGACUGCCACAGGACAUGGAGGAUCUAAUACACCUGUCAGGACCACUAACGGAACAUGCUGUAAUGCGCACCCUCCAGGCCCGCUUCAACGAGCAGCGCUACUUUACGAAUGUCGGGCCCAUACUGCUCUCGAUUAACCCCUAUCUGGACAUUGGCAAUCCUUUGACGCUCUCGUCGACGCGUUCCCUGCCCCUCGCGCCACAGCUGCACAAGAUUGUGCAGGAGGCAGUCCGUCAGCAGGCGGAAACAGGAUAUCCCCAAGCCAUCAUACUUUCAGGUACUUCGGGUGCUGGUAAAACGCAUUGCUCCAUGCUGUUGCUGCGUCAGCUAUUUGCUAUAGCGGGAGGAGGACCUGAGACAGAUGCAUUUAAGCACUUGGCCGCAGCUUUUACGGUGCUCCGCUCUCUGGGCUCUGCCAAAACGACCACUAAUUCGGAGUCAAGUCGCAUUGGCCAGUUCAUUGAGGUGCAGGUGACGGACGGCGCGCUGUAUCGCACUAAGAUACACUGCUAUUUUCUGGAUCAGACCCGUGUCAUACGCCCGCUGCCCAAGGAAAAGAACUAUCAUAUAUUUUAUCAACUGCUGGCCGGCUUGAAUAGAGAGGAGCGCCAAAAGUUGCAUCUGGAGGGCUAUUCGCCCGCGAACUUGCGCUACCUGCAGACCGGGAUUAAUGAUACUGGCCGAAACGAGGUAGAGGACUCUGUUCGUUUUCAGGCAUGGAAGACAUGUCUAGGCAUCCUGGGCAUACCUUUCUUGGAUGUGGUACGAGUGCUCGCCGCUGUGCUCCUGCUCGGCAACGUUCAGUUCAUAGAUGGAGGGGGCCUCGAGGUGGAUGUGAAGGGUGAAACAGAACUGAACUCGGUGGCCAGUUUACUGGGUGUGCCGCCGGCGGCCCUUUUCCGGGGCCUAACCACCCGCACGCAUAAUGCGCGAGGUCAGCUUGUAAAGUCCGUGUGCGAUGCCAACAUGUCGAACAUGACGCGGGAUUGUUUGGCCAAGGCCCUCUACUGCCGAACUGUGGCCACGAUUGUGCGGCGCGCCAAUAGUCUUAAGCGUCUGGGCUCCACGCUGGGCACGCUCAGCUCCGACUCGAAUGAAUCGGUACAUAAUCAGGCCGAUGCGGCCUCCCAGCAUGCCUCAACGAUUGGCGGCGGAGGGAGUAGCGGCAAUGCGGGCUCCAAGUCAAUGGCGGCUCUAAACAGGGCUGUGGCUCAUGCUACAGACGGCUUCAUUGGCAUACUGGAUAUGUUUGGGUUUGAGGAGCCGACGCCGCAUGCGCAGCUCGAGCAUUUGUGCAUUAACCUGUGCGCCGAAACCAUGCAGCAUUUCUACAAUACGCACAUUUUCAAAUCGUCUGUGGAAUCGUGUCGCGACGAGGGCAUCGUAUGUGACACAGAAGUGGACUAUGUGGACAAUGUGCCACUCAUCGAUUUGAUAUCUUCGUUGCGCACUGGACUGUUGAGCAUGCUGGACGCCGAGUGCUCGGUGCGAGGUACUGCCGAGAGCUACGUAACCAAGUUGAAGGUGCAACAUCGCAGCUCGACGCGUCUGGAGACAAAGCAUACUUCGGAGCCCCAUGAUCCCCGGAUGUUUCUUAUCCGACAUUUUGCGGGCCGCGUUGAGUAUGAUACCACGGACUUCCUUGACACGAAUCGCGACGUGGUGCCCGAUGAUAUGGUGGCUGUAUUCUACAAGCACAGCUGCAACUUUGGCUUCGCCACCCAUCUCUUUGGCUCCGAGCUGAAGGCGCUAUACUCGCUACCCCAAGCUCCGCGUGGUCUCAGCUUUCGUAUCUCGCCCACAUCACACUCAGAUCUGCUCAAUGGUGACGAGCCGGUCUCUACCUUGACGCAGGACUUUCAUACCCGGCUGGACAAUUUGCUGCGCACGUUGGUGCAUGCUCGGCCGCAUUUUGUCCGCUGCCUGCGCAGCAACGGGUCCGAGCUGGUCGGAAACUUUGAGCGCGCUACAGUGGUUCGUCAGGUCCGCGCCUUGCAGGUUCUGGAGACCGUGAACCUGAUGGCCUCCGGCUUUCCCCAUCGUAUGCGCUUCAAACAGUUUAAUGCACGUUAUCGUAUGCUGGCACCAUUUCGCCUGCUGCGGCGCAGCGAGGAGAAAGCUUUGGAGGAUUGCAAUCUGAUAUUGCAAUACGCCUUAGAACAGACCCCCGUGUUGGAUGGCUCGGUGACGCUAUCCUGGGCACCGGGCAAGCGGCAUGUCUUUCUUAGCGAAGGCAUUCGCCAGCACUUGGAGCAUUUGCGCACUGAGAUCAGACACAAAAGCGCCACACUGAUGCAGGCCACAUGGCGCGGCUGGCAGCUCCGCAAGAAGGUGGGCACCACUGGGUUUAAGCACACGCACAGCGGCAUCUUGAAUGAAGGCAGAGAAUCGAAUCACAGCCAAGUCCACGGAAAGGCGGCAAUUGCAGCCAUGACCGCUUUGUCAGCGCCCAACGGAGCCAAUAUGACGCGCUUGUCGGCCAAAUCGACAAACCUCUGCGGCACAGUGACCAGACCGCGACCUCAGCCCAUUGCCGGCACCCCACCGCCUGACCCGCAUGAGAAAUGUGACCAGAAGAUUAUACAGCAAACAUGUAGUCUUUUCGGAUUAGACUUGGAGCGCCCACCACCCGUUCCGCCCUCACGCACUUAUACCAUCACUGGCAAUUCGAAGCUAGGCUACCCCCAGAGUCGCAUCAUGAAAAUGAAUUUUCCCGAGGAUGCGCUUGCUAAUCCAGCAUCGACAACAGCCGAGGCGCAACAAUUGAAAAAAAGCGAGACAGUGACUGUGGUUGGCGCCUCAAGCGUACGCGGCCAUUUAAUAGUAGAGCACAAGGGCCACAGCUAUCAUGUGCCCUUUCAAUGUAUGGAGUUAAUGGGUCCCAACAACCCGGCCAGCAACAACAUUGUAAUCGUGCCAAAUGCCGGGGCUGCCUCGAAUGGGCAAACAAAUGGUGGCGUCAAUAUUUGA
This is a messenger RNA of Scaptodrosophila lebanonensis, 4004 nucleotides long. RefSeq names its product unconventional myosin-IXAa (gene dachs). The transcript is spliced from 8 exons. Gene Ontology annotation, molecular function: actin filament binding; ATP binding; cytoskeletal motor activity. Gene Ontology annotation, biological process: actin filament organization; vesicle transport along actin filament. NCBI's taxonomy places the organism in Eukaryota, Metazoa, Arthropoda, Insecta, Diptera, Drosophilidae. The record is from RefSeq and is a predicted model, not a curated record. Bases 240 to 4004 code for a protein of 1254 amino acids. Gene Ontology annotation, cellular component: vesicle; actin cytoskeleton; myosin complex.